Oncorhynchus nerka (sockeye salmon) is the source of this 2121-nucleotide messenger RNA. Its product is annotated as alpha-1,3-galactosyltransferase 2-like. The transcript is spliced from 6 exons. Gene Ontology annotation, molecular function: hexosyltransferase activity. Gene Ontology annotation, cellular component: membrane; Golgi apparatus; vesicle. Bases 903 to 1919 code for a protein of 338 amino acids. NCBI's taxonomy places the organism in Eukaryota, Metazoa, Chordata, Actinopteri, Salmoniformes, Salmonidae. The record is from RefSeq and is a predicted model, not a curated record. Gene Ontology annotation, biological process: carbohydrate metabolic process.
AGUCAAGACUAAGAGAGAAUGGACUGUAAGAAUGAGCAAAAAGUAUGAACAUUUUCCAAUAGUUUUGGAUCAUUUUUAUUGGCCAAUAGGUCCUUAGAUAAUAAUGUAUAAAUCGCCAUCACACUGCACACUGCCCUAUCCCAUCUGGACAAAAGGAAUACCUAUGUAAGAAUGCUGUUCAUUAACUAAAGCUCAGCAUUCAACACCAUAGUACCCUCCAAGUAGAGGCUCUUGUUAUCAACUGUUGUUCCUUGGCAAACACACUUAUUUCAAAUAGGCAUAUGAUGAUACCGUACUUUUCAGUUACCUGUGGAAAGUAUUAACUGCAGUAAGGUGUGGUCACCUCAUACACCUGAAUGAAAAAAUUCCCAAAUGCCUUUUCAUGACCCAAACGGACUGGUAUAAAACCAUUAUUUGACCUUUUGAUGACAAUAAGAAUUUGAAAUUGGUCUAUGAUACACACCUGGCGAUAUUCAGCACAGCGAUUUGGUAUUUUUAUAUCUCACAAUCGGGUUUUGCAUGUUUAUUUUUCUUUUCUGCUCUAUAUAUAUAGCAUCAUAACCUCGAAAGGUAAUCUCGCAAAUCAACGUUUAUUGUCACGAGUCUUGUCCUGGAGGCAGAACUGAGCGCUAUCCACUUUUGAUUGGCCAGCUACAAGGUCAAAGUUGGUAAUAAAUGUUAAUGAAAACAAAAUUGCUUUUAGGUUUUUAAUUACGUAUUAGGGUUAGCAUUGUGGUUAAGUUUAAAAUGUGAUUUUAUAACUUUGUGGCUGUGUCGGAUGGUGACCACUCUGCAGAGCUGCCCCCAGAACAAGAUUAAUGACGAAAAACGCUAACAGCAUAUUCAUUUCACUCAGUUUCACCAUCUGAAACAGACUUUGGAACAAAAGUUCCAGGCACGCAAUGAGAGUAUUGUACAAGGCAAAGCGUGUAUUAACAUGUGCAGGAUGUGCCUCUGUGCUACUCUUCAUGGCCUACUUCACACCUACAUCAAUAAGGUACUUGGAGGGCUUAAUCCCCAUGAACCGAUGUCAUCUAGCCCCUGGAGAGAAGCUGAAGCUGGGGAAUAGUGUAGAUGCUUCCCUGGACCUUUGGUCCAGAGGGGAUGUUCAGACCUGCACUGACUGGGGAGCCCCUGUGAUCUGGGAUGGAAUGUUUGACCCAGAUCAUUAUGACCAGGAGCACAGGAGGAACCACUCCUCUGUCGCUCUCACUGUAUUCGCUGUGGGCAGGUAUCUAGAUGCCUACCUGGAGGCAUUCCUUUUGUCUGCUGAGCGUCACUUUAUGGUGGCUUUACCUGUGACAUACUAUGUGUUCACGGAUGUUCCCGAGAGGGUACCAAACAUCCAGCUUGGUCCUGGGCGGAGCCUGAAAGUUGUGAGGGUGCAGAGACACUCUCGCUGGCAGGACAUCUCCAUGAUGCGUAUGAGGGCCAUUGCAGACGCCAUUGAGUCACAGAUUCGUCGAUACAGCCGCUACAUCUUCUGCUUUGACGUGGACCAGGUGUUUGUGGGUCGGUUCGGCUCAGAGGCUCUGGGAGACUCUGUUGCUCUGCUCCACGCCUACUACUACCACCGACCACAGAGCCUGUACACCUACGACCGCAACCCCAGGUCCAGGGCCUACAUGGAGACUGGGGACUUCUACUAUCAUGCUGCCGUGUUUGGAGGCUCGUGGCAGAAUGUGAAAAAUAUGACAGAGACCUGUUACCAGACCAUCAUGGAGGACAAGGAGAACCAGGUGGAGGCUCUGUGGCAUGAUGAGAGUCACCUCAACAAGUACCUGUGGCUCCAUAAGCCCAGUAGAGUGCUGUCUCCUGAGUACUGCUGGAGCAGUGACAUUGGUUACCGUGGUGACAUGCAUGUGACCCGCCUGCUCUGGGCAAAGAAAAAAUAUGACACACUCCGGAUUACAGAGUGAGCAAUCAGAACCUGUAUGCAAUAAUCUAAUGAGCAAAAGCCCCUGAAGCUUCAAACAGUUCACAGUGGAUUAUGAAGUAAAAUGUAUUUUAUAAAGUUGUAUUGGGAAUUGUUUUUAUAUAUAAAUAAAAACUCCUGAAUAAAGAACUUGAUCCAACCAUGGCAACCAUACUCUAAGGACUAGAACCGAGCCGUACCGCGGA